AUGGCCGCCACGUUCUCCGCUCCAAAGCUGCCAGAGCAGCAUCUAUCACAACUGGCGUUUUCACCGGGUAUCGACCUCGUCGCCGGCGGCCGCAACAAGAAGACCAAGCGCACGGCGCCCAAGUCCGACGAUGUCUACCUCAAGCUCCUCGUCAAGCUCUACCGCUUCCUUGUGCGCCGGACAAAGAGCAACUUCAACGCCAUGAUCCUGAAGCGGCUGUUCAUGAGCAAGACCAACCGCGCGCCGCUCUCCAUGCGCCGCCUCGUUAAGUUCAUGGAGGGUAAGGGUGAUCAGAUCGCCGUGAUUGUGGGCACCGUGACCGACGACAAGAGGAUCAACGAGGUGCCGGCGAUGAAGGUGUGCGCGCUCAGGUUCACUGAGACAGCGAGGGCCAGGAUCAUCAAUGCCGGUGGAGAGUGCCUCACCUUCGACCAGCUCGCGCUCCGUGCCCCGCUUGGGCAAAACACGGUUCUCCUGAGGGGACCUAAGAAUGCCAGGGAAGCUGUCAAGCACUUCGGCCCUGCACCAGGAGUGCCACACAGCCACACCAAGCCAUACGUUCGCUCAAAGGGGAGGAAGUUUGAGAAGGCAAGAGGAAGGAGGAACAGCAGGGGCUUCAAGGUCUAA
This is a messenger RNA of Miscanthus lutarioriparius, 627 nucleotides long. The record is from the annotation of a GenBank genome assembly. NCBI's taxonomy places the organism in Eukaryota, Viridiplantae, Streptophyta, Magnoliopsida, Poales, Poaceae.